AUAACAGAACAUGUCUGUAGCACGGUACCGCCAGUUCUUGAAACUCUGCGAAGAAUGGCCACGGGACGAAUCAAAGAAAGGCCGUGAUUUAGGAACGUUUCUACGGCAGAGAGUAACCCAUGCUUUUCGUGAAGGUGAAAACACACAGCUCUCUGAUCCAGAGAAGUGUGAUCAAAUAUAUGAAAGCUUGGCCCGAAUCAACACUAAUGUAUACCGAGAAAGAUUCCCCCGCACAAGAGAUACCAGUUUUACAGGUGUCACAGUGGAAGAAUGUAGAAUGCUAUUAGCAACAGGUAACAUGCAGCAGAUGAAUGAGAAGAAGAAGGGCUUGUGGAAAACUCUCAUGGAGCGAUUCGCCACCAAACAAGAUGUCACCCCUGAGAAGGCUCCUGAGAACAAGUAGCACUUCUGUAUGUUUUCUUUCCCCUUCAGACACUUUAGAAAUAACCAAAUAAAUAAGAAUAAUGUUUUAUCUUGUCAUUUUAGCAGGGCCAUUGUAACAUACAGAAUAAAUGACUGAGCACAGAAA
Molecule: messenger RNA, 529 nt
Organism: Oncorhynchus tshawytscha (Chinook salmon)
Lineage: Eukaryota; Metazoa; Chordata; Actinopteri; Salmoniformes; Salmonidae
Product: ubiquinol-cytochrome-c reductase complex assembly factor 2
Exons: 4
Coding region: 11-403 (130 amino acids)
Biological process (GO): mitochondrial respiratory chain complex III assembly
Cellular component (GO): mitochondrial matrix
Source: RefSeq, a predicted model, not a curated record